This is a messenger RNA of Etheostoma cragini (Arkansas darter), 1385 nucleotides long. Its product is annotated as tripartite motif-containing protein 16-like. The transcript has a single exon. Bases 201 to 1385 code for a protein of 394 amino acids. Gene Ontology annotation, molecular function: zinc ion binding; protein binding. The record is from RefSeq and is a predicted model, not a curated record. Lineage: Eukaryota; Metazoa; Chordata; Actinopteri; Perciformes; Percidae.
AUGCUGGACCUGAAGAUGUGGCCUGUGAUUUCUGCACUGGGAGAAAACUGAAAGCAGUCAAGUCCUGUCUGGCGUGUCUGGUCUCUUACUGUGAUCAACACAUUCAGCCUCAUUAUGACUCUCCUGCUUUUGAGAAACACAAGCUGGUGGAGCCCUCCAAGAAGCUCCAGGUGAACAUCUGCUCUCGUCAUGAUGAGGUGAUGAAGAUGUUCUGCCGUACUGAUCAGCAGUGUAUCUGUUAUCUCUGCUCUGUGGAUGAACAUAAAGGCCACGACACAGUCUCAACUGCAGCAGAAAGGACUGAGAGGCAGAAAGAGCUCGAGGGGAGUCGAGAACACAUCCAGCAGAGAAUCCAGGACAGAGAGAAAGAUGUGAAGCUGCUUCAACAGGAGGUGGAGGCUAUCAAUCUCUCUGCUGAUAAAGUAGUGAAGGACAGCAAGAAGGUCUUCACUGAGCUGAUCCGUCUCAUGGAGAAAAGAAGCUCUGAUGUGGAGCAGAUGGUCCGAGUUCAGCAGAAAAGUGAAGUGAGUCGAGUCAAAGAGCUUCAGGAGAAGCUGGAGCAGGAGAUCACUGAGCUGAAGAGGAAAGACGCUGAGAUGAAGAAGCUCUCAGACACAGAGGAUCACAACCAGUUUCUCCACAACUACUCCUCACUGUCACCACUCAGUGAAUCUACAUCCAGCAUCAAUAUCCGUCCUCUGCGCUACUUUGAGGAUGUGACAGCGGCCGUGUUAGAAGCCAGAGAUAAACUACAGGAGCUUCUAAAUGAGAAAUGGACAAACAUCUCACUGACUGUGACUGAAGUAGAGGUUUUACUGUCACAACCAGAGCCCAAGACCAGAGAUGACUUCCUUAAAUAUUCAUGUGAAAUUACACUGGAUCCAAACACAGCGCACACACAGCUGUUAUUAUCUGAGGGGAACAGAAGAGCAACAGUAAUGGAAGAACAACAGUCUUAUUCUCAUCACCCAGACAGAUUCAAGGACUGGUGUCAGGUCCUGAGUAGAGAAAGUCUGACUGGACGUUGUUACUGGGAGGUGGAGUGGAGAAGGAAUACAGUUACUGUAGCAGUCGCAUACAAGAACAUCAGCAGAAAAGCUGCAUUUGGAAGCAAUGAUGAAUCGUGGGCGUUAGUUUGCAACAAAAACGGUUCUGAUUUUGUGUUCAACAAAGUCCAAACUCCCGUCCCAGGUCCCAAGUCCUACAGAAUAGGAGUGUACCUGGAUCACAGUGCAGGUACUCUGUCCUUCUACAGCGUCUCUGAUAACACAACGACUCUCCUCCACAGAGUCCAGACCACGUUCACUCAGCCCCUCUAUGUUGGACUUGGGUUUUUAGUUCAUGGAGACACUGCAGAGUUAAACUCAGUUUUAACUCUAAUUUAA